Molecule: messenger RNA, 459 nt
Organism: Penicillium digitatum Pd1
Lineage: Eukaryota; Fungi; Ascomycota; Eurotiomycetes; Eurotiales; Aspergillaceae
Biological process (GO): proteasome regulatory particle assembly
Molecular function (GO): protein-macromolecule adaptor activity
Source: RefSeq, a predicted model, not a curated record
AUGUCAACCGAGUCCCUCCCCAUAACCCCAGGAGCCUUUGCUGAAGCAAUCAAAGAGCUCCCCAUCGCAGUUCUCUACAGCAAAGUCUCUGAGCUCACAAACUCCAUCGCACAUCUGCACCGCUCGAAUGCCGAGCUCCGCGCAUUCUUAACAGAAAGCAAUGAGUCAGAAGAAGACAGGAAGGAGCUGGAGGGGUAUAUGGCUGAAAAUGAGGGUGUGGCAGUGUCUAUGAACGAGCGGAUUUUGUUACUAAAGUCCGAGGUGGAGAAUCGUGGACAGCCAUGGAUUGAGCUUGAUGAGCUUAAGGUCGACAAGGCACAGAAUGCUUUGGCAGAUGUGCUGGUGACGAAUGGAAAUCAGACUGAAACUGGGACUGGGACUGGAGCUGAGGCUGAGGCUGAGGCCACUGCAAGGCAAGAGUCUAACAAUGGGGAGGAUGAGGAUGGGGUUUAUCUGUGA